This is a messenger RNA of Rhizopus microsporus ATCC 52813, 1224 nucleotides long. RefSeq lists its product as uncharacterized. The coding region runs from base 358 to 738 and encodes 126 amino acids. The record is from RefSeq and is a predicted model, not a curated record. NCBI's taxonomy places the organism in Eukaryota, Fungi, Mucoromycota, Mucoromycetes, Mucorales, Rhizopodaceae. The transcript has a single exon.
UGGGGGUAGUUUGGUUCUUGCCAAGCUUUGUCUAUCCUCCUUAAACUCCCUCUUUUUUUUUUACCUUUAUUAUAAAAUAAAAAAAUAAAAAGUUUUUUUAUAGUUAGUGGACUGGCAAACAAAAGAGCCGCGACUACUUCAGAAAAUGCGAAGUAAUAAUGCCAACAAAUUAACAAAUACAAAGAAGAAUACUACCGUUUCGCAUCAUACUCACCAAUAGCACUUGCAAAUGCACAGCAAAUAGCGAUAUAUGAAGAGACGAGAAUUCACGCUACAUAUAUAAAUACUGUCAAAUUACGCUUUGUUAAUCGUUUGAGAAUGUUCCUGAAUUUAAUUUUGAAAGAAGAAGGAUAAAAAAUGGCUGCUGUAAGAGAUCAGAUGAAGGCUCAAAAUUUUCCAGAGCAAGAUAUACGUGAUGGCAUUAAAAUUAACGUGAUUGAUAUUUACACAAAAAUCAAAAUAAAUACCGUUCCUAAAACUAUACCAGAAGAAUCAUCUGCAGGAUUUCUUGAGGAAAUCAGUAUAGCACGUAUACUAGCAAUACUCAGUUGCUACUCUCAAGACUAUGCAUUUAAGAAGGAUUCAAUACAUUAUGACGUCAAGGUAAACCCGAGCAAACAUUUGCGGGCAUUUUAUACGAUAGCAAAAAUUUGUGAAGAAGCCAACUUCAAGUCAUUUAAUUGCUUUCCACUACAAAAGGGUUUAUACCUGCGUAUAUUACCAUGUGCUGAAAAAUAAAAACUUCAAAGAAAGUAAGCUUAAUCUCUGGAGCCAAGUAGUAGAUUUAAAAAGUAAAGCACUCAAGCCUCAAGGAAAACAAAAUGAUAUUCAGUUCAAAGGAAUGAUCGAAACAGAUUACGUUAGUCUUUCUGUGUUAAAGCAGAAUUUGAAAGUUCUAUGAAGCUUCUAAAGGAUAUGACGAUUUUAAUCAUGCAGAAAAACAAAGCAGGUAAGAGCUGAUGAAGGAUGUUGGUAAUUGUGUUCCGAUAGGCUCUGUAUGAUAUUUGUAUUUAUGUAAUUGUAAAACAGUGAAGAGUCAACAGCUGAAAAUUACUAUUUUAUUACAAGUCUGAGAGUACAACCUGAAUAUACAUACGAGGAGUGACGACUGUAAAUGUCUGACGUUGUCUAUUAGCUGAGAAUGAAUAAACAGAGAAUUAAGAGAUAUGUGAUCUAUGUAAAUACGAUAUCACCCCCUUCCAGUUGAUAUCAACGUUGGAGAGA